UUUGUUUCAAAAAUUUAUUUUUCUAGUAGACAAGGGAGAUUUCAAGCGAAUUCAACACUUAUGCGAUCUGUAGGAAAUAUGGGGAAGCAACAUAUAAUUUUUCUGGAACUAGUAUUUUUCGGGUUAACUUUUGUUUACGGAGGGUGUCCAUCUGCUUAUAAAAUUCUACCAUGCAAGUGUGAAAUUGACAGUGAAGGCAAAACUAUUAUUAACUGCGGAAACAUUCAGUUGGAAGAAGAUCUUUCAAGUGCAAUGUUUGCUAUGAAAAACCAAAAAAUAUAUAUGUUGCAGCUAGAAAGCUCAAGUUUUAUGUUUUUUCCUGAUGGAUUAUUUAUGGAUCUCAAAGUAGAGGUUUUAAAAAUAAAAAAUUCUAGCAUAUUCUCUUUAGGAGAAGGAAAUACUGCUUUAACUGGUCUUGAAGAUACCCUGGAAGAACUUAGAGUUUCUGACUGUACGUAUGUAAACAAUUGGGUUUGGUCAGAACUUAGCAAAAUGAAAUGGCUUCGUACUUUAGAGAUAUCAGGUUCUAACCUUUUGGAACUACCAAAUCUCAACAUAUCACAUCUGCCCAUUGAAGAACUGAACUUCAAAAAUAACUUCUUUAAUGAACUUCCAUUCCAGGCAUUUAAAAAGUUUACCAAGUUGAAAAGGUUUUCAUUUGACUACAACAACAUUAUAGACAUCAUGAGAUCCAUGCUACCGAUGCCAGCUAAAAAUCUUGAAGCCAUCUCCCUAAGUUAUAAUAAAAUUAAAAGGCUGCCUAUAAAUGCUUUCGACCAAAUGCCUGCUUUGAAGUAUCUGUACUUGGGAGGAAAUCCAAUGAAGACUUUAAAUGAAGAUGUUUUUAAGCCAGUGUGGAAUCAAUUGAAAAUGGCGCUUUUUCACAGUUGUCCUUUGGUUUGCGACUGUCAGAUUCUCUGGAUACCAAAAUCAAAGCAAUCAAAAAUGGUUUUGAUCGGUGGAACAUGUGACUCACCUAUGCAAUUAAAAGACAAAAGACUUACUCAAUUACUCCCUAAACAUUUUCCAUCAUGUUAGUCAUAACAGAAAAAAUGAAAGAUUAAGAAAAAGAAAAACUCUCCUCCGAGUUGGGCCUUAAAAAGCAUCUUGACUUUAUUUGAGGGAUGAGGUUUAAAGAUUAAACGAACUUAAAAUUUACUAUUUAUAAAAAAUUAGGGUUUAGUCUAUUAUUUAUUUUUUUUAACGGUUGAAUCGAAUAAACUAAAACCAAACUGAUAGAAUAACAAAUUCGAAGUUAUAAGGGUUUAUUUAUGUAUAAUGUAUGAAAAGAUUAAUUUUUAGAUCGAAUUCUGACAUUUCUAUCCAUAUAUACUUAUAGGAAUAAAUAUUUCACUUUUUUAUUAUA
Messenger RNA from Parasteatoda tepidariorum (common house spider), 1366 nucleotides. RefSeq names its product tsukushi. Lineage: Eukaryota; Metazoa; Arthropoda; Arachnida; Araneae; Theridiidae. Gene Ontology annotation, molecular function: protein binding. The record is from RefSeq and is a predicted model, not a curated record. Gene Ontology annotation, cellular component: membrane.